This is a messenger RNA of Dentiscutata erythropus, 299 nucleotides long. NCBI's taxonomy places the organism in Eukaryota, Fungi, Glomeromycota, Glomeromycetes, Diversisporales, Gigasporaceae. The record is from the annotation of a GenBank genome assembly.
GUGUUAGGCCACAAAUUGCUGAUUAUGUGCCGCAAUUUUACGCUUCAUUGAUUGGAAGUUGUUGGGAAAAUUAUAACAAAGAUAUUAAAGAUAUAAGAGAUGAUAAAAUUAAACAGGCUAUAAUACAAUUUCGAAAUUCUGAUAAGGAACUUCAAAAAAUUUCUAUUCAACCAACAGUACAACAUUCGGAGGCAUACUUCACAAGUCGAACUAUUAACUUAUCUGAAACAAAUCGUAUUAUUACAGGAUUAAAGAAAAUGAAGAAAGUGAUUAUAAAUUAUUCAGUGAAACACAAAUAG